GUGAAGAGCGUUCUGGGGAGUUUUCAAUAUAGUAUCAAAUUAAUUGGAAUUGACUUUUUGUCAAUGAAAGCAAAAAAGGUUAGCAGCAAGCUAAGGCACUCAGCUAUCGGUUCGAUUAACUUUACAGAGAAACUCCAAAAAUGCCAUGUGUCAUGUCUGGAGGUGUUGCGGACCUACCAAUACAAGGCAAUUCAAGCUCAUGCUAAAACAAACUGUGCAACGCUUUUCAUUAAGGAAUCAGAACGGUGGGCUGCCGAUUGGGAUGAGAAAGCCCUCGCCCCAGAUUUCGUCAAACCACCGUUUUUUGGGAUUCCGAUCAGUUUGAAGGAAUGCAUUUCUGGAUACGAUACGACCCGCGGUUUUGUACAGGACGUAGGAAAACCAUCAAAGUCCGAUUCACUGCUCGUACAGCAAGUCAAACAGUUAGGUUUCAUCCCAUAUGUUCAGACGAACGUACCGCAAUCAUUGCUGGCCUACAGUUGUAGUAAUCCUAUUUACGGUACCACAAAUACACCAGCGGACAGAUCUCGGACAUCUGGUGGUUCUUCAGGCGGUGAAUCGGCACUUCUAGCUGCAGACGGGUCUCUCAUCGGAAUUGGUGGCGAUGUCGGUGGUUCAAUUAGGAUUCCAUGUCAUUUUACGGGCAUGGCUGGCAUCAAGCCCUCGUCACUUCGGUUUUCGCAUCGUGGUAAUCCAGGAGCUGUACCAGGUCGUCCGCUGAUAAAUGCUAAUGAGGGCCCGAUGACUAGGGAUAUCCUCACAUCGGUGGAGUUCUUGAAACAGAAUUGGAUCGCUGAGAAUGAUCCUUAUGUACCACCCGUAGUGUGGAACGAUGAGAUGUAUCGUAAGGGAAACAAAUACCGUAUCGGUUAUUAUAUAGACGAUGGAUGGUUCACGCCAGUACCAGCCAUUCAGCGUGCUGUUCUUGAAGCGAAAGCUCAUCUGGAAGCUGCCGGUCAUACUGUAGUCCCAUUCAGUCCGCCCAAAGUUCCGCAGAUGAUUCGACAUAACGUCCGGGCACUCUGUGUUGAUGGCGGUACAUACAUAUACAACAAACUCUGGAAUGAUAUAAUUGACCCAUCUCUUUAUGGUCAAAUGCUUAUAUUGCUGGUGCCAAUCUGGAUUCAGCGAAUUCUAGCUUAUCCAGUUGAGAAAAUUUUCCCUCGAUUGGCGAAUGUUAUGCGGGCGAUGACUCUCAGCACCGCUGAACUUCGCGAAACUUAUGCCGAAAUAGAGCAAUAUCGUGGUGAUUUUGUUGAACUGAUGAUGGAAAACAAGAUUGACGUCCUUACUACACCAAAACAUGAUAUUCCGGCAAAGUUGUUCUCGGCUGUGAAUUACACCGCUUUGUUCAAUCUUCUCGAUUUCGGAGCCGGAGUGGUAAAUGUCACAAAAGUAAACAAAGAUGAUGAGCAAAAGCUACGAAAUGAUUAUCCUGCGACGGACUCGUGGUACAGAACAGCCAAGGACGCAUGUAAGGAUUCGAUCGGCUAUCCGGUGAACGUACAAGUGGCUGCUCCACCUUACAGGGAAGAAAUCGUUCUGCGCCUUCUCAGAGACAUCGAAAUUGCUGUCACUGGAAAAUGA
Molecule: messenger RNA, 1587 nt
Organism: Haemonchus placei
Lineage: Eukaryota; Metazoa; Nematoda; Chromadorea; Rhabditida; Trichostrongylidae
Source: the annotation of a GenBank genome assembly